AUGGAUUUCUUUCAAUCAACCGAUUUACAGCAGUGCGCGAGUCAAUCGAACCUCCGCAUGAUGACAUCACUAUUGUGUAUCAUCUUAUUUUCUGUGACCUUACAAGUCAGCAAUGGUGCUCGUAUGGGACCAAAGACUCCUCAACCUGGUGAUUUCAGACAGUGCCGUCUGAGCGACAAGCUAAAGGAGCAGUUUGUUGAUCUUCACAAUGAGUUUCGGAGUCAGGUAAAGCCAAGUGCAGCGGACAUGGAGUACAUGGUGAGUUAAACAGUCUUCCUUGAGGAAGUUUAAAGGUUUUCUUUGAAGCCACCUGUUGCCUUGUAAUAUUACAUUUUCUGAUUGGCCGUUGCCAAAUCCCUUCGUCAAGGCGAGGGACUUAGGGCUAACGCUCGAAAAGUCAGCUUUGAAACUUUUUACGGUGGCAAAUUUACGUUAUCAACUCAGUUAAUAAUACUAAAUUACCCUGCUAACUCUCCCAUCGAUACAGCACCAGUUUCUUUAGAAAUUUACCCUCUUUAUUCGUUGCAAUUAUGGUUUUGGCUAUUUAAACGUGAGAACGAAAGGCGCUAGAUAUGCUACGAAACAAUUUCACUGAAUUCUUCAUCUUGUAUCGAUUCAGGUGUGGAAUGAUGACCUUGGUAACCUGGCUCAAAUGUGGUCGGAUAAAUGCGAGUGGAUGCAUGGCUUUACUAGGUUUGGGGCGUGGCACCCAAACCAAAAUUUUCGAAGCAAGUCUGUAGGUAAUUGAGGAAGAAAUAAACGAUCACUACCGGAAAACUACAUGUUAAGUUGCAAUUUGGGUUAAUUUUUCUAAUAAGCCUACCAUUUGUAAGCACGCUGGUCGUCUAAGAUCAUCGCAGGUAAUUUCAUGAAGGCAAUUUUAGUACUGUCCAAAGGAUUGUAAGAAAAACUAAACGUUCGUUACUGACAUGUAAAAUUUUAGAACUUGAGAAGCUCAUAGAAGAGAUAAUGAUUCAGAUGCAUGUAGGGAAACUGAGAGGAUGUUUCCGCCCCACUUUUAUCAUAAGAGGAAUUUUAUCGUAAUAAAAGCACAUCAAAAGCAACUAGAAAAGAUAGCAACAGGCAAAAAUUUACCUUGAAAACAAACAAUCAAACAGAAAAGAAACGUGAUUCAUUCCGUCGAAAAAAGGUUUUCUUUUUCUCCUUCUCUACAAUGACAAACACCAGGUCAAAACUUGGCCCGUGAGUGGGGCAAGUGGAUUGAAAGUAAAGAUGCUGGCCCCGAAGAUUCUGUGCGUCGAUGGUUUAUUGAAAAAAACUAUUACAGUUUUUCAAAGUUUGCUUAUCCGAUGCCUUCAUGGAUGUGCCGCAAAGAACCAUGUGGGCACUAUACACAGGUUAGUUUACGGAUCACGAUCAUAAUGCUGGUAACAAACCAACUCAUAAGUAGCUUUGUAAAGACAUUCGCUUGUAAAUAUGCACCCUUCGAGACGCUCUUUUUCUCACUUGUUAUACAUAUGUGGACGCAUGAGAUUACAUCUGCAAAAACAGUCGAUGAAAGAAGCUGUAAGACUACAGGAUAAAUCAAGGUUUUCGACAACUUUUUUUGACAAGCACGUCUGAUCAUAUUGCAAAGAUAUUCAGAGGUUAAAUUGGGAGCUAAGAUAUGAUUUGCGCAUCUCGCAUAAUUUCUAUGCUAUACAUUCAUUCUUUUCAAUAUUCUGUAAGCUCAACCACCAUUUCUUUUUGCUUAAGAAUAAACUCUUCACGCGUUCAAAAAUUAUGGGAUACUCUCAUAUCGCAUUGCAAAAUAUUACAUAGCAUUGAAAACAGCGUCAAAGUAUCGUGACAUUGCCCCAUUUAAUUAAAGCUGCGCGAAAAGCUACGACUUGGAUAACAUAAAACAGCCCCUGUUUUCGACUUCAAAACUCUAAGCAUUACCUUGUAAGAACGUCAUUUUCGUCUCGCUUUCCUUACUUAAGGUUGUGUGGGCCAAGAGCAAACAGGUUGGAUGUGCCUUUAACUGGUGUGACAAGGAUUUUGGUCAGCCUCACCCCUGGGUCCCUGGAGAGACAGUUGUAACUUGUGACUACUUUCCAAGGUAGGUGCUGGACAAAGAGAUUACUGCAUGGAAAGUGCACACAAACGAUUUUUAUUCACGAGUUACGAUGCAUGAAAAAACCGAACGACUAAGCACAGCGAACGAGUGAGUUUUUUUUAUGCAUCGCAACAAGUAAAUACAAUUGUUCAAGUAUUUUCCAUGGAAUGUUUUUGUUUCAUACAUACCGACAUUUACACUGUGAAGUAUGAAGCGAACGACUGUGAAAAUACAUCGUUUGUCCAAUCAGAGAAACGAAAGAUUGUACUACACAGUGUAAAUCUUAAUUUGUCUGAAAUAAAUUUUCUAAAGAGACGACACAGUCUGCGUCAAUAACAAACAAAUGAUGAAGAGUAUUUCAUUUGAUUUAUUUUCUGGAAGAACAGGUCGAUAGUUUUGAAUAAAUCCUGAAAACUUUAAAUUCUUUGAAAAGUAAUGCACGUGUUUACAAGCUCUAUUAAAUUGUUUAGAUGGAGUCGGUCCCGAUUUUGUCUCCUUAGAGAAAACUAACUUACAAUUAUUAUCUAACAGAUUUUCUUAUCAUUUUUGCAGUGGUAACGUGGUAGGACAACAACCCUACACGCCUGGAACUCCAUGCACAAAGUGCGCUAGCGGCCAGGGUUGGUGCUACAAGAAUCUUUGCAGUGAGUAUAAAAAGAAGGUCAAUAGGGAAAAAUGGCCUCAAGCUACAAAUAGCUCUAACUGUCAUGCUUGAACUUUCUACAGGAGAGUGUAAGAAUUUUAGCCCGAAAUGUGGAACUACCUACACGAAAGGCAUGUGCCUUACAAACAGAGAACUGAUGGAAAAAUACUGCCCUAAGAUGUGCAAUCUUUGCAGUGAGUAUAGUUUUGAGUAAAACAUAGGAUGUCUCCAUUCAGGGCCCGUUCUAUUUUGCCACAAGAACAUUUCCUCCUCCAUCAAUAAAGUCUGUUUUACUGAUAAUAAAGAAAGAGGUGGGCAGGAAUGGAAAAGGAGGUUCGGAGCGCAAAAUAAUCUUCUAAGGAAGGGUCAGUGACAAAGUUCUAGAUGAGGUUGUUUCGCGAAUCUUUCUUAAAAGUAACUUCUUUCACUUUUUGGUUGUUUAAAUCCCAACCAGUUGUCUUUAGUCAGCUUUAUAGAGGUUGUUCGGAAUAUUACGUUCUGUUAUCGAGCUGUUUCCUAGUUUACUGAGGAGGUUCAUUUUUUUCCAAGCUUCUCACUCCGAAGAACUAAUUUCUAACCUUCUUCUAAUCUGCUGUGCAAAGCAUAUAGACAUCAAAAGUGAUUUUUGUGCUUAUCAUAUUUCUCGACCGAUCUCUGUUGAAAUUUUGCAGGAUGUCCCUUACAGUGCAAAAACGGAGGACAAGUUGACCGUAACACUUGCACUUGUACCUGCUAUGGCAAAUGGAAAGGCUCCGAUUGUUCUGGUAAUAAAAAGUACAAGUUUAUUACCUAAGUUGUUUAUUUAAAGUUUUAAGGCAAAAAAAAAACCCAAGCUUGAAAAACAAACUCCCACAGCCUUAAGAAAGUCACUUGACUUUAUUCACAGCGCGACUUUUUAUGCAAUUUUUAGUGUGUUGAGGAUAACUCGGGUCUAUUGAUCGUUGAUGGUACAACAAAACGGAAGAAAAUGGCGAUUUAAAUUAAUUCAUCGAAAAAGGUUACUCAAUAUAUAUAUGCAAGCUGGAUUAUCGCUUAUAGACAUAGAAAAUUUCUGGGGUGAUUACCUAUCGCAAAAGGCGCGAUCAACUCACGAAACCCGAGGAUCCUGGCUCACUAACCUAGCUAAAUUAAGGUUAUCCGUUAAUUUUUCUUUCACGCACAUAGUGUGCCCUACAUAGUUCAAACUUCAUUUCUUCCAUAUUUAGUAGUUCUUUUGUUUUGGAAAAUUAAAGUUUUUCAAAGCCUCAAGUGGACUAUGGUCGGUAAAGGGCCAGAGAUAAAAGGCUGAAAAAGCUUUCAAAGUGCAUGAAGGACUAACCACUCGCAUGUAUUUUCUUCAGAGAAGAUCUGCGAUGAGGGGUGGUACGGAGAGAAGUGUGAAAGUAAGUCAGAUCAGUCCAAUUCUAGCUACACAACGAUUUAAAGGGAACUUCACUUUUUAACUUAGUGUGUGCCGCUGAAACAAUUAUUCACGAUUAUGUCAACUGAGACCUCGUAAAAUGUCAAUACAAUCGACUGAGGAUCUGAAACUCGAGGAAAUAUUUGGUUGGAAUGGUAAUAACGUUCACUAAGCACAGUUAAGACUUGGUGGUAACUUGAUCGUGACUCGUAUGAACCAAUUCAAGUGCAAGGGGUAUUUUCUAGGGAAUGAGUACAAAGGAAGUUCCAGAUGGUAUUCAAAUAAGACGUUGCUCGCUUUAUCGAAUAGUUCUUGCAAUUACCACCACUGUAAGUAACGAAGUCUAAGCGUGCAAAAGAUUAAGCGACUUUAGCAUACCGGAUUCUUGUAAACCAAAUAAUCAGUUAACAAAUCAACAAUACAGUGAGAAAGUAGUUCUUCAAAAUGUUGAAUUAUGUAAAACGUCUUCACAUUUUUAAAAACUGAGAUACCUUUUCUCCAAACAGAACGGUGCUUCGACAAAGUGGGAACAUCUACAUGCAAGUGGCGAGUCCAAAACGGCCAUCCAUGUUCAGUAACAUACAUGAAGCUCGACUGCGUCAAGACCUGUGUUUGUGGUACAGUAACCCCUUUGAAUCGUCUACGCGUUACCUAGUCUCCAACUUUUCUUUUAGUGUUCUUGCUGUAUUCAUUUAUACCUGAAGGGCACAGGAACUUUUAGUUGUGCUAUGUAAAUCUAUUCUUUUGAUCUCAAACUACUAUUACAAAUUUUUUAGAACUAAUUUAUAAUCGUUUUUCAUAAAGCAUUAUCUAAGUUAUAGCUUUAAGUCAGUUAUUUAAUCUAGACGUAUUUUUCUUCUCUUCCAUUUUCAGAUCUCAUGCCAAAACCCAAGCCCAAUCCACCACCAAAACCACCGACAAAAGCCCCAGUGACUGUCAGACCUACAAAACCCAUCUCGGGAUCUGGGACAGGUGUGGAUUGAAAAUCGAUUGAAUAAAAAAACAAACUUAUUUUCAUAAGGACUAUGAAAUCAAGAGGCCCUCAAACUGAGUAUCUGAACUAUAUUCUUAUCGUGAUCACUAAGCGCAUUACUCGGUUUAUCCCACAGAUUGUAAAGACAAAUACACAGCCCCUAACCAAUGCGAUUUUUGGGCGACACUUGGAGAAUGUCAGAAGAAUAAAAACUGGAUGAGACAGAACUGCAUGAAGAGCUGUGGAGUUUGCAGUAAGAGUCAAAUAUAUACUUUCACAAGACUCAUAUCUCAAAUUUCACCCUUACUUCACUACCAUUACCUAAAUUCAUCACAUAUCUCUUUUAAAAAUCACAUACUAUUCCUUUCUGUAAAAUAUAUCAAGACUAAUUUCAGGGCAAAAUAAGGAACAGUCAUGUAUAAAGUAGAAAAGAACAUCCCAUGACAGGAUCUUUUACAGAGGACUCUCGAACAGUAUACUUAUCUUAGCUAGUUUCAGGAAAAAAAAUUGGAGUCUAAAAGAAAAAGAUCGUUAUUACAAUAACAAGAAUCACGCAAAGUAAGUGGCGAACUGUGAGGAAAGGACGUUAUAUAUUAUAUGUUCACUGAUUAUAUAGACUUGAUUAAUAUUCAUAGAUUGCCAGGAUGUGUACAACACCGUAAAGUGUAAACAGUGGGCCGAUAAAGGAGAGUGCAAGAAAAACCCCAAUUGGAUGGAGCCGAACUGUGCUAGGAGCUGCCUUGUUUGUGGUUGGUGAAAUAAAAAUGUAGACUUUGUGGUUCUUUACUAAUUACUUCCAACGGCUGACUCAAUCAAUAAUCUGACCACCUGUCGAACUGAAGUUGAUCAAGGCAUAUCUACAGGCUGAGAAAAGUUUCAAAAAGUAGCUUUGUUUCGAUAGUUCUGCGGUGUGCUUUGAUCCGCAGUCCGCGUAAAAACCACAUCUAGUCAAGCAAAUAUUGAAUUUCUCUGAAUUGAGACUCUGGUUGGCUUUGAAGUAUAUCAACGGCUUUUGAGUAUCAUCGAUAAGAGGUCAAAACAGUGUAAAAGACAAGUGACAACAGAGUUACUAAUUAGGAUUGUUUCCUAGUCACCUCUUACAGUUUUAGGCUGGUACGUAAUCUUCUACAAUCGCCAGAGAGUCGUAAAUUGAUGACCCGGUAAAAAACAUUAACAACAUUGCUGCUGAAGCUUAUUUUAGUUUCUGGCCACUGAAGGUCUCUCAACCCCCCUCAGAAUUGAAUCAAAUUUCCCUGGCUAUGAAUAUACAUUGUACUUCUUGGUGGAGAGAAGUACGGCGAGAGUUGAGUGUCCUGCGCACGUCUGAGGCACUGCGCAUUCCACGGAAUAGUGGCACGAUAAGAUAAAUAUCAGGCGCUCUACUAAUAUAUGAAAAUAAACAUUGCAUUUCCUGUUUUAUCAACAGACUGUUUUGACAAACACUCGAAAUGCAAGCAGUGGGCUGGACUUGGAGAAUGUGGAAAGAAAUACGCAACAUGGAUGGAGGAAACUUGUAAAAAGAGUUGUAAUAAAUGCAAUGUUAAGGGUUGAAUAGAUCCGAUCUGUUCAUCUUUGAAACAAUUUUAGUUUUAGCAAGAUCCUCUUUUGUCUAGAUAUGCAGUGGAGACCAUUCGAUAGGCUUUGUUCAGCGCGCGUUCCACCAUACAGGAAUUGGGUGUCUGAGGCGUUGAUUACACCAUUUAACCUUGACAUUUUAAAGAUUGCAUAACAACAGUUUUCAAUUAAAUAUCGACACAUCAAAACCAAAGUAAUCAGAACAGCCGAUCAGAAAAAAACGUUUACAUCGUCACAACGAAAAUAAACACAAUUGCACAAUCUGGCCCAUUUUGAAAAUGCUUGU
This is a messenger RNA of Pocillopora meandrina, 6935 nucleotides long. Lineage: Eukaryota; Metazoa; Cnidaria; Anthozoa; Scleractinia; Pocilloporidae. The record is from the annotation of a GenBank genome assembly.